Molecule: messenger RNA, 567 nt
Organism: Capsella rubella
Lineage: Eukaryota; Viridiplantae; Streptophyta; Magnoliopsida; Brassicales; Brassicaceae
Product: biogenesis of lysosome-related organelles complex 1 subunit 2
Exons: 2
Coding region: 91-465 (124 amino acids)
Source: RefSeq, a predicted model, not a curated record
GUCAUUAAGUAUAUAAUUAAUAAAAAGUAACGGAAGAGUCAUUUAUUUUGUAUCUUAGCGAGAAGAGGUAUCUCUCUGUAUCUUCUAUCAAUGGCGGAUUCGCGUGAUGAUCUAGCUGAAUCGCUACAAAACCUCUUCACAAGUGUAUCAACCAUGGUCAAAUCCGAGCUCCAGGGAACGAACAAUCAACUGGAUCUAUUGGAGAAGAUGAAUCUGAGAGUCGCGUCGGAGUACGAUGAUCUAGGUGACGUGGCAGCUGGGCUGAGAGUGUUCGCGGAGCAGAUGAAAUCGAAAAGUGGUGGCUUUGAUGAGUUUGUCGGACAAAUCGACGCAAUCGAGAAACAAGUGUCGGAGUUCGAAGCUGUGAUCUCUGUUCUAGAUCGAUAUGUCUCUGUUCUCGAAUCCAAAAUUCGAACUGAGUAUCGUCAUCCUCAUCAUUCAUCGUCAUCAUCAUCAUCGCUCUAAUGACUCUGUUUGAUUACAGAUUGAUUGAUUUCUUUUAAUUAGCACCAUUGUGUAACAAAUACUCAUCGUUGAGGUUAAGAUAAGAAAAGAUUUUUGUCUCCA